UGUCAGAGAGAAAGCAGUCCAAGUUGGGACGGACGAGAAAUGGGCCCUCCCACUGCUCUUUCUCUCUCUCUCUCUCUCACACACACACACACACACAGGGGAGAGAAGACGUAAAAUAUCAAGUGGACAAGCGGAAACAUACACAGAGUCACCACCAAGUUCAACCAGACCCAAAGUAAAAAGCCAACUCUAAGACCGUCUCCCAUUGAAAACUACUGUUAGUGAUGUCAGAGUCUCGAGGCCACCAUUCCUCUGUCUCCUCCAUCUCCUCAAUCUCAUUGGUUGAGAUCAAGGCUGAGACUCAUCUAGUCCUCCAGGCAUUUCUCCAACGGACCCUUUCUGCCCCAAUGAAAGAGAGGCCUGGUAGAGUAGGUGGUGCUUACAGAGAGCCCAACAAGUACAGCUCCAGAUCACAACCAAAAGCAAAGGAUGGGUGUGAUUCUCAGGCUGAAGAUGUCGGUUCAGCAGAUGCGAAAAAGACUGGAUUCAAAGACUUCAUAAAGCAGUUGCCACGUCUCAACAACAAACAACGCUCUGCUAAAGAUCCUAAAAGCUCACUUGACAGGGAGAGCACUGCAACAUUUUCCCACAUCACAGACCAAGCAGAGAAGAACAUGUUCCCACAGGAUGAUCUUGCUAUCCCGACCUCUACAUCAGAAGAUGAUGAAAGUGAGAAGAAACCGCAGAAGAAGCUGAAGAAAGCGAAGAUUAGAAAAAAGAUUUCAAAGUUCAUCAGGUUAAAGUUGGAGAGAGAAGACAAAGAGGGGCAUGGAUCCUAUCCCAAUAAGCCUACCACGCCAGUCCACCGAGGACUAGAACCCACCCCACCCAUAAUCUCUCCCAACCACCAUCCUGAGUUCUAUAAUGAGGUAGCAGAGAAGCUGGAAAAGAUUGCACAGAGGUCCACCAGUAUAAAGAAACCGAGUUCUACAGCCCAGCUUUCACAAGAAGUGUGUGACAAAGAGGCAGUUGUGCAGCAGCUUGUUCAAGUGCUCUGUUUGGAGGGAGAUUCUAUCAACACCAAGAUCCAGUCAGACCCUUUCCUGCGCUCCAGCUUUGCUCGUCUUUCUUAUGCAUCAUUUGCCAAGCUUCUAGACAGUGUGAGUCAGGUAUCUGAGGCCCCGCCAUCGGCUAGUCCAACACUGCGACGCAUGGCUGUCACCAUGGAGGUAUCACGGCGGAUAGUGACAGCCACUGGAACAAUGCGCAUGCAGGGCUAUGCAGAGUGCUACAUGGAGACCUUUGCACCCUGGGUAAAGAGUCAUGGAGGAUGGGAGAAUGUAGAUUUGGAGGAGCCUGUAGAAUAUGACUGAGUUCUAAAACCUAUCAAGUGUUUUUUCCAACGAACCACUGGUCAACACUGAAUUCUGGAUCAUCACAUCAAAGUAAGCAAUGGAAAAACCUCAUCUGAGCUGUGACAAGAUCAGUUUCCAGAGGCCUCGUUGAUUCAUGAUGGUCUGGGAUCAGAACGCACUGUCACGUCAAGUUCCUGAUUUGACAUGGUCAGAAAAUAGAAGCUAUUUGUUGUUAAUGAUACGUUUUUUUAAAAUUAAAAUACCUAUUAUUCAGUUUGAAAGUGAUAGAUGCUUUUUAAUGUUUAAUGUGUUUGAAGUUUUUUGUAGCAUUUUAUUCUCUUAUUGUGUCAGUGAUUUAAUUGUCACUACACCUUGCCACACUUGUUUCAGGUCUUUCUAGAAAUUAACAUCAGUAUCUUAAACGGACACCAUGAAGCAGACUCCUGUAUUGAUAUCACAAAGGCGACACUUAAUUAAAGACUUCCAAAAACAUAUUGAACAAAAGUAAAAAUUAUAAACUCAGUUACAAUUUUUUUUUUUAUUGUAACAAAAUGUUAUGUGCAAGAUUAAUUUGCAGACUAAUUUAAGAUGAUUCAUUUUUAGUGCAUUUCUAUGGCUAAUUGGGCAAUAAGAGCGGCAGGUAGACCGGCCACAUGCACCCUGACCCUUCCAUUUCCCAAAGGACAUGUCACUUCUUUCUGCACUGCAGUUCUCAAUGAUACAACCCCUCUUUCUUGGCCUUGGGAGGGAGUAGACAGUCAUAUUGCCUCACUGUUGUGGAAAAUCUGCUGGUCAAUGGUCAACUCACUGGAGACAGUAUUACCUGACUACGCAGUUUCAUAUCUGUUGUGUCUAGAGAGUGAAGCAGCUCUGUCCUUUGACCUUGGCCAUGGCUCCCGCACUUCCCCAAACAGGACAGACAGCUGCAAUACGUCUCAAGGAGGAGACAGUGUCUCCAAAAAUCCAUAACACUCACAAGCUGCUUUACUGAGAGGGUACUGGGUACACAGAGGUUUGUUUAAUACUUUAGGCACCUGGAUCAAUCAGUUGGUAGUGCAUUAACAAGAAGAUGAUCCCUCAGCUGAUUCAUGCACAUAAACAGCCACUUUUUUAUUGUUGAUGUUGUUUGUUAGUUUGUUUGUUUGUCAGCAGAAACAAGCUGUGAACACAAACUCUGUAUCCCCUCUGUAUUUGGUGUCCACCACCUCCUGAAGGAAAUAUCUGGCUCUUCAGCUGAUAAAUGCUCCACUAUGUUCACUGCUGUCUGCUGUUUGAUGCCGAGUGGACAUAGCCUCAGGGAGUUUUUUUCAGUUGUUUCUCAAAAGACAACUGCUGCUGCCAAGUACGACACUAUAAAACAAGUUAGAAUUAAGCAGAAGAAUAAAGUUGUGGUCUUCCACAGAUUAAAAUGAUAACUCUGUCAGUUCACUACCACUGUGUCCUUUUACAAUAACACAUUGUUUUCACAUCCUCAACUGAUAAAUUGCAAAGGCAAAGUCUAUUAUCUAAUAAACAACAAAGGGUUGCCCUGCCACCAAAUCUCAAUUUUCCUGAUUAAAACAAUCUGUCACUGUCAAGUUCAUUGACCCACAGGUCUAUUUGAAACACCACUGUACACACUGUUAAGUUUACAUGUUUACAUCAUUUAUGUUUGAUGGAGUCAAGUCAAAUAAUAUGAACAACUGUUUAUUUUAUAUUGUUUUUAAUAUAUUUUAUAUUAACUCUCAGGCAGAGGAUGCACAAAGGGUGGAGUGCAGGGAUGUGAUGUGACACGUUUUUUGGACUCCCUUUGAUCCUUCAUAAACCAGAUGCAACCCUGCAUGGCUUUAUAAGAGUAGGAAAGAAAGCAGACCAGUGCAAUAUCUUCUCAUUAACAAGAGAUAUAGGAAAAUGGGGCAGGGAGGGAAACAAAAAUAACAGAAGUGAGAAAUGUUUCAGUUCAAAUCAACUAGACACAACCAAUCUCAAGAAUUCUAUGUUUUAAUGAAAUGGGGACUAUUUAAUAGAACCAGGGAUUAUUGUAAUGACAGACUUGCUCUGUUGACCUGCACUAACAACACCUGCAUUCAGUGUCUUAAAAUGUUUGACAAGUGUAUCCAUGAUAAGGCAUGAGGUACUCAACCUAACACCUUAGUCUGGAUAUGAAAAAAUGAAACCACACCUGACCUCCUGAAUGUGGGCCGUGAUGAAGUUGCAUGUGUUCUACAUUGUAUCAUUAUUGUUAUUAUCAUUAUUAUUAUAGGAAUAUAUUCAUGACUUGAGUGUCUGUACACACACUUUUAUUGUAAAUUUACAAGUCAUUUAUGAACUUCAAAGGUGUCUGACUCACUGUACAGACAGGAUAUGAGAAAAUGAUGAUUUCACAUAUGUUUACAUAUAUAAUGAAUUGAAAAUAAUGUGUAUGUUUCUGUAAGAUCAGAUUUUUUUAAGCUCUGUAAAUCAGUUUUUUCUUUAAAUUCUUUUAUAUAAAAGCAUCUUCAAAAACUA
This is a messenger RNA of Hippoglossus stenolepis (Pacific halibut), 3782 nucleotides long. It is a transcript of the gene bcl2l12, whose product is annotated as BCL2 like 12. The coding region runs from base 225 to 1313 and encodes 362 amino acids. Lineage: Eukaryota; Metazoa; Chordata; Actinopteri; Pleuronectiformes; Pleuronectidae. The transcript is spliced from 9 exons. The record is from RefSeq and is a predicted model, not a curated record.